AUGGUGGGCUGCUACUACCUCAGCGCAUUACUUGUGUCGACUCUCGCCCUGUCAACCCGAAUUCGAGCUGCUCCUUCCACUAGCGACCCUUGCACCAAGGUUGCGGGCCUUACAUUCGUGCCUCCGAAUGAUGCGCUCGCAUGCUUGAAGGCCUUCCCGUUCAACGAGACGCUGAAGGACAACGUGCUCGGUGCCGUGGCGCGAGUGUUCGACUUCUACACUUUCGAGGAUUGGUACCUGAACUCCCCGGCGCCUUUCCAAGACUCCACCGCCAACAUUCGCGCGGAGAUUGCGAAGAUCAACGCGACAAAAUACGAGACAGAUUAUGACUUCAACAGGGCCAUUUGGAACUUUACGACCCGUUUGAACGAUGGUCACACUCGUUGGUUCCCAUCAUGCUAUGACACAUAUCAGAACCUGCUCCCUGCUCCUGUCGUCAUCUUGGAAGAGAACGGGGCCCAGAACGUUUUCGUUAUUCCGGACUCCGUAGACCUGGUGCCGCUCGUUGGCGCAAACUACACAGCAUUCUUCGACUCAAUUGGCUUCAACUGGCAACGUCUUGCUGGCGCAAAAGUAUUGGAAAUCGAGGGACUAGCGGCCCUGGAUUAUAUUGACCUUAUCGCAGAUACGAUCAGCGGGAACUACCUUGAUCAUGGUGUUCGGGUUAACUCAGUGUUGAGUUCCUACCGCAUCGUGGACACCGACUUCAGCCAGCGUUUCGGAGACCUGGGUGGCCCUCCCUUCCCUGACCAGGAAUCGCUCACCUUCAAGCUCAUCCCGGCCAACUCUACUAAGGAGGAGACCGUGACUGUCCCUUACCUGGCGUCCUUCGGCGGUGUCCCAUUCACCGAUUCCGCCUCCUACUGGGCCAAUAACUGCGCUGCAACCGACGCAACGAACGGCGAGGACUUCCGGACCACCGGUGUUGCACCUCAAGUGCAGUCGACUGAGGAUGGAGUCAAGAAACGGCUUGCGCGAGGCGUGAUCGUCGACAAGAAAGGUCCGGCGAAUGGUGUUGGCCUGCCAAAUCAGUUCGUUCCCGGUCUUCCGGCUGUGAACGGCAGCGAGGGCGUUAUCAAGUCAUAUAUCCUUCCUGGUAACAAGACAGGCGUUAUGUUUGUUGGGUCAUUCGAGCCUGAUGAUUUCGUCGGAUUCCAGACCGACGUACAGGCAGCCACCGCGGCAUUCAAGAAAGCGGGCGUGAGUCAGCUCAUUAUCGACCUCAGCAACAACGGAGGGGGUUUCGUUUGCCUCGGUCAAUUCUUGCAUCAGUUCUUGGCAGGUUCAAGGAUCGGCUAUCCUGGUUUCCAAACCACAAACCGUGCCAACACACUCGCGAAGAAGGUCGUCCGAGCGAAUAUCGCGUUGAACUUGUCUGAGAUCGGCACCUUUUACAACCCCGUCAAUUGGGCAUUCCUGAACGACACCGAGUUUCCGCCUACGCACAACUACAUCGACCCACCGAACGAGACAGAGGAGCCGGUGAACGGGCAGAUCGAAAAGGAUGCUCAGAGGUUCCACGACAUAUGUACUCCAUUCAAUAUCGACAUGCCAAGGAACCCGCCUUUCGACCUGAACAAAGUCGCCAUCGUCGGCAAUGGCAAUUGUGCAUCGACUUGCUCAAUGUUCAGCACGCUCAUGUUCGAGCACUACCACGUCAAGAUUGCGACAUUUGGGGGCAAGCCGGGCGAGACCUUGGAGUACAAGGGCAUGGCUGGAAACCAGGUCCUGGAGUUUUCUGAUCUGAAGUCGGAGAUCAAGACUGCAGGUUUGAACGGUGAUCCGUUGGCGCCCCCCGACUUGUUGAUCGAUGGAGACAUGCGGUGGGAUGUCUCAAUACUGGCCGUCUGCGAAAUCUCUGACGAAGACUAUUUAUACAGGGUGAACUGGCGCACUGCAUGGAGCUUCCUCGACGAGUUGAGACCUAUCGCCUAUGUUUCCGAGCCGUCGCAGUUCCGAUUUCCGUACACGAAGGAUACUUACAACAAUCCUCUGAAGCUCUGGACAUUUGCGGAGAGCCAGCUGUUCAAGUGA
This is a messenger RNA of Punctularia strigosozonata HHB-11173 SS5, 2034 nucleotides long. RefSeq lists its product as uncharacterized. The coding region runs from base 1 to 2034 and encodes 677 amino acids. The record is from RefSeq and is a predicted model, not a curated record. Lineage: Eukaryota; Fungi; Basidiomycota; Agaricomycetes; Corticiales; Punctulariaceae. The transcript has 12 exons.